UCAAAGUGGAAGGGGUGCCUUUCCCGUCAGUGUGUCAGGCUCUGCAGUGACCUGUCACCCGGUGUCACUCAAGGGCUCUAUAUAGGCUGUCGGUAGUGUUGGGCUGGAGAUUGAUGGGGCCGUUACGGGGGCACUUGAUGUAUGAUUCGACAUUUUUCGCCUUUCCUGAGUGAAUGUUUGAGAGGCUUGAGCGCCCCGGCUUGGCCUUUACGGUGGGUGGGUGGAUCACUGCAGCAUGCUGCCAUUAUCAACAUCUCCAUUGCGCUUAAUUUUCUCUAUUAAUUUUUAAGAGGAAUUAUAAUACGCUUAUUCUCUGACACUAGGCGCACAGCGAGUGCUUAAUUCUCAACAAAUUUGUCAACACUGUUAUAUAUAGGGGUUCAUGGGUCACAGGAGCCGGAUGUGUAAUGUGAUUAAAAGUUGUGAAUUGUUGGAGGUAUUUAGAUUAACUAGACUGCAGUAAAGCUGUUAAAGGAUCAUUGAGACGAACCUAAAAUGCUGUUAUAUUUCACCCGUUUGGUCUUGCAGUGUGAAAAUAACAAAUCGGGAAAUACGAAGUUAUAUAUACAUUGUGGACUAGGCUUCAGGCCGUGAAGCAGGAGCAGCAAGUGAUGCUAGACAAGAGUGGAGUCCUAAGUUAACUUCACCCAACAAGGUCAUUUCUUCCACCUGACAGCCAUCACUUCAAGACAUGUCGCUGGAGAUCAAGGUCCUGAGUGCCUCCAGCCUCCAGAACCUGGAGACGCUGGGCAAGAGUGACCCGUACGUCACCAUCAACUUCCAAGGCGAGAAAAAGAAAACUGAGGUGCAAGAUGGGACGCUGGACCCAGUCUGGGAUGAAACUCUGAGGUGGGAGCUGGGCACCAAGCCCCCCCGGGCCGACGAGUGCAUUGACAUUACGGUAAAGGACUAUGAAAGAAUAGGGAAGAACAGACUGCUGGGAAAGGCGACAAUUGCCUUAAGGAACGUAAUACAUGCGGCCCCAGGCACACCCCUUGACUAUGACCUGGGACUCCUGGAUGCUAAUGACUCUCCUACAGUUGGCACUCUUAAGUUGGCCCUCUCUUACAGCCCUCCAGCAGGUGCAACUACAGGUGCUGGUCGUAGCAUAAGCGCAAUAGCAGCCAGGUCAGCCGGGGUCACCUCUGAGCUGGCAGAUGGUACGCAUCAUUCAGCAGGAGUCUGCAAGGAUGUUAGGUCACCUGGGGUAUCUGAACAAUCAGAAACCAAGGGCUCUAAUUCACAUAAGGCUUCUGAUCCGUCAGGAGCACAGGGUAGUGGCAAGGAGCAAGAAAAAGUACGAUCUGGGCUAAAGCGUCUGUUUAAGAACGUAUCAAAAGAAACCGAGCCAAGCAUUAACCCUGUGCCUGAUGUUGGGGUGGAAGGGACUGCGACGGGUGGGAUGCCUCAGAUGCCUCAGCAGAGGCACAGAGACAAACUUUCCAGUGCCAAGACAAAGUUUCAGAUACGCGUGAGGGUGGUGGAGGGCCGUCAGCUGAUGGGGUGCAACCUGAACCCUGUGUGUCAAGUGUCCCUGAGCGGCAGCACCCAGCAGACCAGGGUGCACAAGGGCACCACCACCCCAUGGUUCGACCAGAUCUUCUUUUUCCAAGAUGAGAAAUUACCGUCUGAACUUAUGGAAGAUUUUCUUGUAUUUAAGGUGUGCAACUCGAGUGGCAUCCGAGCCAGCACCAUCAUUGGUGCCUUCAAGUGUGAGAUUGGGAUGGUAUAUGACCAGGCGGAGCAUGCCAUCCUCAACCGCUGGCUGGUGCUGGCCAACCCUGACGAGCCCACUCCCACAGUGCAAGGAUACUUAAAAGUGUGUGUGGCAGUACUGGGACCCGGUGAUGUGUGCCCAGACCUGACAGCACGUCAGAGCGACCAGGAUGAUGUUGAGGCUAAUCUUCUAUGGUCAGCAGGAGUCCAUCUUCAACCAGCCACCUUUAUUGUCACUGUCUACUGUGCACAGAACCUUCCUCGAAUGGAUGCUGGGACAAUGCAGACUCUGAAGGAAGUACUUGGCAUAGGGAAAGCUUCCAAAGAGCUGGUAGACCCUUAUCUAAUGGCCAAUUAUGCGGGUCGAGAGGUCCAGACGAAGAUACUCUACACCAAUGAGAAUCCAGAGUUCCGCCAGAAGCUUUACAUGGGCUUCCUUUUCCCUUCCAUGUGUAAUGUUAUCAAGAUCACUCUUAUGGAUUGGGAUCGCGUAGGUGAAGAUGACAUCAUUGGAACAGCUACCAUCCCCGUGUCAGCCAUUUCAGCACCUGGUGAUGAUGGUUAUCUGCCUACCUUCGGUCCAACGUGGGUGAGUGUGUACGGGGCACGCCGAGAAUGGGAGCUCCUGGAUAGCGAUGAUGCCGAGAAGAUGAAUGAAGGCCAUGAAGAAGGUUGUGCGUAUAGAGGGAGAGUCUUGCUGGCUCUCCACACACAAGUCGGAUCGUAUCCCCCGUCGCCCGCUACUGCUCUUGACAAUGAUGAAUUUAACAGAGUCAUGAGGUACCGUGGCACUCGGAAAUUUGUCCUCAAGUGCCAACUUAGUGGUGCCUGGCACUUUGAAGCCGCUGGAAAACCACUGGAAGUGGAGGUUUCCAUUGGUAAUUUUGGUAACAAGCUGGAGAACUCCAUGAUGCCCUCACCCUCCUCCACACAUCCGUCUAACCCGGUCUUUGAUGGCUGCAAGUACUAUUUUCUGCCAUGGUCAGGAGCAGAGCCCUUUGUCACCGUCCACUGUGAGUACGAGGAUGUAACCCACCGCCUUCACUGUGUCAACCACAUCACUGCCAUCAUUACAGCAGUGAAAAAGGACAUACAAAUCUUGAAUUCUCUUCUGCGAGCUCGUCGUAAUAAACAGGAGGAAGACAAGGAGGUUGAAGACUCUGUGCAGUCUUCCUUGUCUCGACUAAUAGCAGCUCUCAGCAUGAGCUUACCCGAAGUAAAUCCAGUCCGUCACGUUGAGACUUCACUUGAUCGGCACCUGAGAGAUCGUCGGCGUCUGGAAUUGGACAAGCUGAAGGAUGCCAUAGGAAAGGUGGAUGGCUCAAAUCCUCAGCAGGUCAUAGUAGAGCUGGAGUCUGCCGUGGAAAGACUAGAGAUUUUGGCACAAGAGCCUCAGAGCAGCAUGCCUGAUGUGUUCCUCUGGCUCAUGAGCGGCACCAGGCGUUUGGCAUAUAUUAGAAUACCUGUCCACUCCGUCUUGUUUGCCCACGAGCCCACCUCACAAGGAGAACUGGCCGGCAAGUUCCACACAUACAACCUCAGGUACCCAGAUGAUGAGAACAAGUGGAGUGUGGGUGGUGUUGUGCGAGCUUCCGUGUGGUUCGGCCGUGAAGAGGACAGCCGUGCCUGGUGGGAUGCUCACCCAGAUGUCCAGUUGACUGUCUAUGCUGAGAGCUAUGAAAAUCAGGUUAUAUCUAUGCCUGGGAGUGGUAAAUGGGUGGACAGCGGUGUACUGAUGACUCGGCCCAAAUUCUCCGAUGCUGAUGGUCGUCUGAGUCUUCCUCGUGAUGCCUUCAUUUCCCCCGAGGGAUGGACCUUCCAGGGGGAGUGGUUUAUUGACCCUGACCCCAGCGUGAGAUUCACUGCUGAUGCUGGACACAAUUUGUUUACGGAGGAAGUGUUUGAGCAGCAGAUGCGGGUCCCAGGGGGUACCUGGAUUCAUACCCCCAACACAUGGGCUGACGUGAGGGGGGAUCCUUCUUGUUCACGGGACGAUAUCGUUCUUCCCGAAGGCUGGGCAUGGCGAGAUGUUUGGACAUAUGACCUUCAGCGAGCUGUGGAUGGCGAGGGCUGGGAAUAUACAGUGGAGUCAGCAUUGGUUGGCUGGUCCCCUCAGGAGAAGAUCUAUCACAUGAGCAGACGCAGGAGAUGGAUUCGUGAACGUCUUCUAGUGCAGAAGAUGGAGAAGCAGGAGACAAUGGCAGUGGAUGGAUGGGAGUAUGCGCCUCUGUUUCGGCUCCAAUACCAUGCCCUAGAACGGAAAGUGGAUGUAGUGAGACGCAGACGAUGGAGGAGACGUUUAGUGCCUUCUCAGUCGGGUUUGCCACCCACCCCGAGGCUUGCUGUCAAGGCUGGAAAAGGAGAUGAGGAGAUCACCCAGCUGACCUGCCCAAGGAUGUAUGUUGUCAGUGCUGAGCAUCACUUAUACCAGCUGCGAGCCCACAUCUAUCAAGCAAGGGACCUCCCAGCUGGUGAUAAAACUGGCCUCUCAGAUCCUUAUGCAGUAGUAAGUUUCUGCAAUGGGACGCAACAGACAGAGCGACAGAAUGCCACACUCUGCCCGACCUGGGACCAAACACUAAUCUUUGAUGAUGUGGAGCUGACCGGUCCUGUAGCAACCACUCGGUCUCAGGCUCCUGAUGUUGUGAUCGAAGUCUUUGACUGGGAUGCUAGGGGUGCGCCAGAGUUCCUAGGUCGUGUGUUCUGUACACCAGUGGUAGUGGAAGCUUCAUUAGGCUUCGAACCUCAAGUCCUUCAGUGGUAUCCACUGGCCAGGGGAGAUGCCAAACAGGGUGAACUUUUGGCAUCAUUUGAACUAAUGCUGAAGGAUGGAGAGGAGCUUCCCAUGUUGCCUCCCACCCGUGGCGACCUCUACAUGGUGCCUUUUGGUGUCCGGCCACUUCUGCAACGAACAAGGAUUGAAGUAUUGUGUUGGGGUGUGAGGAACAUGGCUACUUUUGAGCUACAGUCUGUUACACGACCGUCCAUUGAAUUUGAGUGUGGGGGGGAACGAGUUAUUUCUCCUGUUAUGGCCAACACUCGCCUCAACCCAAAUUUUGAUGAGCCUCACCUGGUCUUCGAUGUUGAGCUCCCAAAAGAGGAAUUAUAUAUGCCACCAUUAACACUGAGAGUAGUGGACCACCGUUCCUUUGGCAGUAAACCUGUGGUAGCAACGGCAGUAGUGAGCGACCUUCACAAAUACACUGUUGAGCCCAAAGCAGCCAGGAGGAAACGUAAGGGCAAGAAAGCUACUAUUCCGCUAAGCGAAAAUUCGUUGAUGACCACAUUGCUGAGACGAGACACCAAGACCUCUAAAGACAAGGUUCUUCUUCAGGAUGGCCAAAGCUACUCCCGCCCAACCCUCAAUCACGCCCAAGCUGCAAGGGAGCCUGGCACAGUGGACACAGAAAUAGACUGGUGGGCCAAAUAUUAUGUGUCGUGUGGACAGUCCGAGCGUGCUGGGGCCUACUUCUCUAAAGGGUACGAGAAGCUGGAAAUUCUAACAGGAGCUUUAGAAGAUGAAACAAGGUUCUCUGGGUUUAGGGACCUGGUGGACACAGUACCUUUGUUCCGAGGACGCGGAGACCAGGCCCAGGAGGUUGGAGAGUUUAAGGGCACUUUCCGAGUAUACCCACUCUCGGCGGAUGACACGGACGAACCGCCAUUGAUCCUUGAUGGAUUUCCUUCACCAAGCCCGCAGGAGGUGUUAGCACGGGUAUAUGUUGUGCUGGGGGAGGACCUGGCUCCCAAGGAUGCUGGGGGAUCCUCAGAUCCUUAUGUUGUGGUCAAGUUUGGCAAGAUGACCAAGAGCUCCAAAGAUAACUACAGACCCAACACUCUUAACCCAAUAUUUGGACAAGUAUUUGAGGUCAGUGGAACAUUGCCUCUACACAAGGAUCUGUCUGUGCAAGUUUGGGACCGAGAUCUCAUCACCUCGGAUGAUCUCAUUGGCGAGACCAUCAUAGACUUGGAGAAUCGCUUCCUAACCCGCCAUCGUUCUACAGUUGGUCUUCCCCGCCAGUAUCAUGUGAGUGGAGCCAACAAGUGGAGAGACACCGAGCUCCCAACCGAGAUUCUGAAGAAAGCUGCUCAGUUGAGGAACUUUGACAGCCCCGUCUGGCAAUCCCAGCCCCUCAGCCUCACCCUCUCUGGGGUCCCUUAUGCUCUCACGGACUUUGAGCCACCAGAUAGUGUACUGCCACCGACAGUUGGAGAUGCCAACGAGAGACUGGCCCUCUAUGUGCUACACAAGGCUAUGCCUCUGGUCCCCGAGCACGUGGAGACUCGAGUCCUGAUGCACCCGGCACACCCAGGACUGCCACAGGGCCAGCUCAAGCUAUGGGUUGAUCUCUUCCCAUCCUCCAAGGAUGUUUUACCCCCACCUGUUGAUAUUACACCUCGUCAGGCACAUAAGUAUACUCUGCGAGUGGUGGUGUACAAUGUAUUUGAGGCCCCGCUACAGGAGACCAGCUUGAUUGGUGGAGAGAGGAUGAGCGACGUGUAUGUCAAGGGAUGGCUCCAGGGCACAAGCAAUGUCCAGAAGACAGAUAUCCACUACAGAUGUUUGGAUGGGGAUGCUAACUUCAAUUGGCGUUUGGUAUACAACCUUAAUAUGUUGGAGGCUGAGCAAGUAAUGGUGGUGGAACACAAGGAACACCCCUGGAGCCUCCAUACAACCGAGCAGCGACGACCACCGCAACUCACACUCCAGCUCUGGGACAACGACCUCAUUCUCAGAGAUGAUUACCUUAGCGAGAUGACACUGGACCUAUGCCGCCUGCCCAAACCUGCCAAGAGCGUGGGUGGUGUCGGACCUUCACAGGUGCCACAGAUGAUGGGUGAUGGGGAUGCCAACAGUGUGGCUAUCACAAUGCUAGAUGACCACACCAACUCUAUCAAUCUGUUUGAGGCCAAGCGGAUUUAUGGGUUCUUUCCCUUCACUCGUGUUACAGAAGGCACCACAGAGAUUGCUGGGAAGAUAGAGAUGGAAUUGGAGGUAGUAUCAGAGGAAGAGGCUAAACUCCGUCCAGCAGGUCAGGGGCGUGACGAACCCAACAUGAAUCCUAAAUUACCCGAUCCAGACCGACCAGCCACCUCCUUCCUCUGGAUUGCCUCACCGUGGAAGUCCUUCAGGCACAUCAUUUGGAAAAACUACAAGUGGUACUGCAUCACGCUUGUUGUCGUGUUCCUCCUGUUCCUGUUUUUAUUCCUGUUCCUUUACUCCUUGCCGGGUGCCACCAUCGACUAUCUCAUCGGUGUAGAUUAGACGAAGGCUUCAAAAUAAUGAUGUUACUGUCACAUUUUAAUAUUUUUAAAUGUGCCUUCAAUAUAUUUACUUUUUUAUGUACAGAUAGAGAAAUUUUAUGGAAACAUUUUAUGAAUUUUAUGGAAACAUUUAUGGAGGAAUUUUUUAUUUACUUGAAAAUAAUAGAAAGAUUAAUUAAAAUACAGUAUACAUUUUUAUAUUCUUUAAUGUAGAGUAAGAUAGUUGAAGAUUUAUUAAUAUCUAUUAAAUUUGUGAUAUAUACAUGGAGAACUUUAUAUUAUUAUACUAUACAUUCUGUCCGUGUAGAUCCCUGCAUAGGUACAGUACUAAUUACACUCGGUUUAAAUUUAAUUUACUUUGUUAUUUAGUCAAGUUAAGAUAAUUUUUGUUGAUGGGGAGACUAAUCCUGAUGAUUUCAUUUGAUUAUUGAAUAAUUUGCAUACUCAAAAGGUAUCCAUUUGAUUUUUAAAGUAAGAGAAUUGAUAUAUAAAUUAUUCAUGGUGGCUAAACACACACACACCCACCCAUAUCAUUAUAAUGACCUGUAUCAUUAACAAAUGUGGUAGUCAAAAUGCUAGUAAUUUUUUCUAGUAAUUACCACUUAGGUAAUUACUAGAAAAAAUAGUUAAGACCAAAUGGGUUGAUCAACUAGAGAGUAAUGACAUAAUUAGACAGACAAUAUGGUUUUCGAACAGGAAGAUCCUAUGUAACAAAUAUACUUAGUUUUUAUGACAAAGCCACAGAGAUUCACCAAGAGUGAGAUAGUCAGGUUUACUGUGUCCAUCUGGACCUAAAAAAAAGGCUUUUGACCGAGUCCCACACAAGAGGCUGUUCUGGAAACUGGAAUAUGCUGGAGGGGCGACAGGAAGACUUCUGACAUGGAUGAUAAACUUCC
Procambarus clarkii (red swamp crayfish) is the source of this 7877-nucleotide messenger RNA. Its product is annotated as myoferlin. The record is from RefSeq and is a predicted model, not a curated record. Gene Ontology annotation, cellular component: membrane. NCBI's taxonomy places the organism in Eukaryota, Metazoa, Arthropoda, Malacostraca, Decapoda, Cambaridae. Gene Ontology annotation, biological process: plasma membrane organization; membrane fusion.